AUGCUGCUGGCCUUCAGCGCUGGGUUCUCUGUCUACUUCUUCCUGGAAGAUCCAGCGCGUGGUGCACCGACGUUAGAGCAUGCAUCUCUAUCUCCCAAACACUUCACUCCGACCAAAGUUAUCUCCAACGAGGACUCAGGUUCAAACACCAAACUCCUCGAACUAAGGCUCCCAAAACUCUUGCUUCCAAAGGACAAUCCUGAGGAGAUUUUCGCACCUAUAUGGUCCGUAUUCAUCAAGGACGACGACAUCCAGGUGGAACGGCCGUAUACUCCCUUGAAUGGCGUAGAUGAUGACGGCCGCAUGCUCUUCUGGAUCAAGGAGUAUCCGAGUGGUGAAGUUGGAAGAUGGCUGCAUUUAAAGAAGUCUGAGGAUUGUGUAGAAAUCCGCGGGCCUCUCAAAACAUGGAUGUGGAAGGAGGAUACUUGGGAUGAUGUGGUCAUGAUAUCUGGAGGAACGGGGAUCACUCCAUUUGUUCAAUUGUUCAACAAUCACAUAUCAAGAAACCCACCGUCAAAUACACGGUUUACUUUACUCCAUUCUUCACGAACACCCGCCGAACUUCCACCGCCUACGUUGCUAAAUCCCCUCUCGCAGUUUGCUGCUAAACACCCAGACAGGUUUAGAUUCCAUGUCUUUGUGGACGAGCAAGAUGGCUCCAAGGCCUCGGCAAUUGUCCCACCUCUAAAUACCGGAAGGAUAUCGGAAGCUUCUUUGAAGAAAUGUCUGAGUACUGGAGAGGAAUCAAGCUCUUGGUGGACGAGACUAUUCUCCAAACCUCAGGAGGCUCCUCCACGUAGGAUCCUUUUUCUUGUUUGUGGGCCAGAACCCAACACCCAAAGGAUGAUAGGUGCUAUUGCUGGUCCCUACGGCCGGAAUUUUUCUCAAGGUCCUGUGGGCGGAAUUCUCGCAAAAUUGGGAUACAAUGCAGAUCAAGUUUACAAGUUAUAG
Messenger RNA from Cyclocybe aegerita, 951 nucleotides. NCBI's taxonomy places the organism in Eukaryota, Fungi, Basidiomycota, Agaricomycetes, Agaricales, Hemipholiotaceae. The record is from the annotation of a GenBank genome assembly.